GUAAGUACACCUUCGCAGUAGCUACACUCCCAAUACGUGUACCUAGAGGACAACAAAUUAUGUCGACUGCACGCCGCGCUUAUCGGGAGAUGAUGCCUCAAGUUACAAACAUCGCCAUGUGUGUUGUCCGCGAACGUCUGCGAACAUUUAUGGCCAUACACUUUGGCAGGUUGGUCGGCAUCAUUCACUACAGGAUGUGAACUACGCCUCGAAAUUUCACGAUGUAAAAUACACCACUUUAGUGCACAUUCGGUGAAAGUUUGAACUAUCCCUGUGCGGGUGGCUAUUUUUCCGGACCGUUUUCCUGCCUCAGAUCAAUUUUGGCCAUCUUAUACAUCUCUCGUUUAGUGGAUUCGCGGAAGCUUAAUUGACUGAAACGCCGAUGAUGACUUAUACUUCUGCAACCAUCGAUUAGCGUACGUUUUUGACGUCACGUACAAGCCUCGAUAUCAAUAUCUGCUGCUCAUCGGGUUGUUUGUCAUCCCUCGGCGUUCGCCCUCCUGUUGCACCGAAAUUGUUUCUGCUUCAACCCAUUCCGACAGCACUUGACUGCUAGAGCUACGUAGCUACCUGCUUGGCAAAAAGCGAUUUUUGCCUUAUACUCCUGCAGGCAUGUCUUUGAAGCAAUUUCCAGUGUACCAAGACAUUGACGGAGUUCCGUACCCUUGGGCGUACAAGGCUGACCGUGUUCGAGAAGCGCUCAACUACAUGCCGCAUGAUGGGGACAUUGUCCUGGUCUCGCACCUAAAAUGCGGCAACAAUUGGCUCGAACAGAUCAUGCAACUCAUUCUUUACAGGGGUCAACAUGCCAAAGAUAUGACGGAGUACCACAAAAGAACGCCAUACAUCGAGAUGAUAGGCACUGAUGCGGUGAACAACAUGCGCCCUCCUCGCUUCUUCAAGACACAUUUCUCUUACGACAGACAGCCUAUAAAUCCCAAGGCGAAGUACGUGUACUUGACGAGGAACCCCCUUGACGUUUGCGUUUCCUUCUAUCACUACACUCGCACCAUACCGGCGUAUGGUUUCGAAGAUGGAACGUUUGAUGAUUUCUUCGAGCUCUUUGUGACAGGCAAGAACGACCGCGGAGACUUUUUCGACCACGUCAUGUCCUGGUACUCCCACAAGGAUUGCACCAACGUCUUCUUCGUUACUUACGAAGAACUCAAGAGGACCUUCAGAGAAACUGUACUGAGACUGGCCCAUUUUCUCGGAGACGAGUAUGCCAAGCCGCUGGAGUCUGACGAAGAGCUCUUCCACAAGGUUGUCGAACAGAGCAGCCUCUCGUCUACGUCCCAGCUCCUGAACUUUACAGAAAAAACGGUAAAGCAGUUGUUAAAUAAUGGGGAUGAGAAUCUUUUAGAGUGUUUGAAAAGGUUCGUGUGUGAUGACUCUGGCAAGCUCAAGUCCGAAAGUCCGCUUGUCCGCAAGGGAAUUGUCGGCGAUUGGAAAACGCUCUUCAAGGAAGAACAUCUCGAUCGCAUGCGUCGUAGGAUCCGGGAGAAAAAGAUGGAACCUGUAAUCAAAGCUCUGUGGGGAGCUGAAGACUUGGGAGGCAUCGUUUAGUUUUUUUCACACACACAAAAAAAAAAAAAAAACUAGACCAUUUGGGAAAAUCCCGAGAAGUCCACGCGCGAAGUCCUGUUCACCCCUCCUUGCGCUUGCGGAAUCUAUGGCGUGCCACUGAAGAGACAGCGAACGGCUAACGUAGUUGCCCGCCUUCCCUCGUCUUCCAGUUUGCAUGUCGUCUGUCGGAUCGGUUGUCUUCUAACUCCGGUCUUGAACAAGGCGUUCCCCGGAUUCGUUAUGGCGCCGCGGAUUGCGCUUCACGUUUGCAACAGGUCUACUGGAUGCUUUGAAAUCGCUCAUUGGGAGUAGACACAGCAAUCAAUGCAUACAAGGGAUCUUAAAAUGUGGCUUCACCAACUUAAUUUUGUAACAGUGUUAGUCUAUUUAGUUGUGUGAGUCACCACGUUUUUGCUGUGCUAAAUCAUUCUAUCAAUGCUGAGCAUCCGUGAGGCCGUUCUCUUGAGUAGGCACUGCACCGUGAAAACUUAACGUAUUUUUUUGUGAAUUGUGGAUUCAAUUCUAGGGAGGUUUUGUAUUUCUGUUUUGGGGGUUUGUCUAAUUGUGUCUAGUACAUACAUGUUCUGGCUGAUGUUAAUUAUCAAUAAAGCAUUAAACCUUUUA
Molecule: messenger RNA, 2190 nt
Organism: Ixodes scapularis (black-legged tick)
Lineage: Eukaryota; Metazoa; Arthropoda; Arachnida; Ixodida; Ixodidae
Product: sulfotransferase ssu-1
Exons: 3
Coding region: 613-1566 (317 amino acids)
Biological process (GO): sulfation
Cellular component (GO): cytoplasm
Molecular function (GO): sulfotransferase activity
Source: RefSeq, a predicted model, not a curated record